This is a messenger RNA of Porites lobata, 7970 nucleotides long. NCBI's taxonomy places the organism in Eukaryota, Metazoa, Cnidaria, Anthozoa, Scleractinia, Poritidae. The record is from the annotation of a GenBank genome assembly.
AUGGCCCAUUUGAGAAAAUCGGUCAACAUGUAUUUUAAAAAAAUGAAUCCCAAUGUUGGGAAGUAUGCUGAUCAGGUUUGAAUUUUAUUUUCCAUUGUUUAAGAGUAUGGCAAUGCAUGUUAAUGAUUUUGAAACAAAGGAAGAUAAAAUUUAAACCAGGGAUAGAACGUAAGGAUUAUGCUUUUGAAGUUACGAUCUUAAUUAUAGAAAAUAUAAGGAAAAUUUUGUGACCCUACAACCCCACUACCCCCCAACCCCCUCCCUAUUCCCGGCUUACUGUAGUUUGCGAAACGAAAUGGAGCGAAACGAAAUGGAACGAAACGAAAUGGAACGAAACGAAAUGGAAAUCUGUAGUUUGCGAAAUGAAAAUCUGUAGUUUGCGAAAUGGAAAUCUGUAGUUUGCGAAAUGAGAAUUUGUAGUUUGCGAAAUGAAAAUCUGUAGUUUGCGAAAUGAAAAUCCUCUGGAGAACGAAGGAGAAGACGUCAACAAGAAACCGCGGAUGCAGAAGGAACAUCGCUUAGCACAGCGAAGGCAACGCCGACAGAUUCUGUAGUUUACGAAAUGAAAAUCUGUAGUUGUAGGAAAAAUGGCGGACUACUCGUAGUCUAUUCUCGUUGCGUCUACUCGGAUAUUCUAAACAGAAAAUUCCCCCAAAAAAGCUGUUUCGCCCAGAAAAAUUUAACUUAAGCUCAGGCUCAAGUUAAGCCCUGUCGGUCGGGGUUACGAACGGGAUGGGUGACCCACCGCGAAUAUCGUCUUAAAGGUCCAUACGUUGUUCUUUCUUUUCUUCUUCUUCUUUUUUGCGUAUUAUGUGGUGUUAUUGUUAACAGUGUAUUAAAAAGCAGAUUUAGCAUUAUUUCUGCGUCCGGAUUUAGGAAAAGAAAAAAAAAAAAAGAACAAAUAUGGCCCGGUGCAGUUCGCCCGAAAAUUAUUAUUCUUCGGGCCGUAAUACAGAGCUGGAACUUUGCAGACUUUGAUCUAUAUAUCGGCGGGGAAACCGGCAAACUAAGAAAUCUGGGUUUUCGACAGUGUAAAACGAUCAUAAUGCCUCUGAUUCCAAUCUCCUAUUCCUCUCAGUUCCUCUGUGUCUUGUUGUCGGCGUUGCCUUCGCUGUGCUAAGCGAUGUUCCUUCUGCUCCGUUGUUCCUUCCGUUGUUCACGCUGAAUUUGAAGUCGGCAUUCUCCAGAGGAUUUUCAUUUCGCAAACUACAGAUUUUCAUUUCGCAAACUACAAAUUCUCAUUUCGCAAACUACAGAUUUUCAUUUCGCAGACUACAGAUUUUCAUUUCGUUUCGUUUCAUUUCGUUUCGCUCCAUUUCGUUUCGCAAACUACAGUAAGCCCCUAUUCCCUUCAAUCAAUGGGGAAAUAGUGUGUUUUGGCCUUGACUCAGCUUAAAUUUAUCCUUGAAAUGCUACAGCCUUUGAAAUUUGGGCAUCGGAGAAUAAAGGGCAAAUUAAAGAUACCAGACACUAGCUACUCCAUUAACUCUCCUCUGCCUUUUUGGCUGGUAAGAUCAUGAGCUUUUUUUGAAGGAAGUAUGGGUAGUCAGUAGAAUUUUUAUCACAAUUUGAUGGUUAACUUUAUUACAUGUCCUUUUUGGGUUUUUAAGCAAUCUUUUGGGAUCAUUAUACGCUUCUGGGAAACUGCCCACAUACCCCUCCCCUGCGCAAACAUUUCGCCCUAAGUGAGAAGUAAGUGUUAAUGUUGGCUUAGGGGAGGGGUAGGUGGGCAGUUUCUUGGAAAUGUAAUAAUGAUCCAUCUUUUGGAGGUAUAGUUUGAAAGAUCUUGUCCCCUGCAGAAGGUAGGCUAAAAGUAUACCUUAGACUGAUGACAUCAGACUUUGGAGUACGGAAAAAGUGGAUCCACACAAGUGUUUGUGGGUGACUGAGAUGUAACAAGUGUUAAAUGACUAGAUCCUUCACUAUAAUUCUUUCCUGUAUUUAUGUUGUCUUUAAAGCUACCAGAACCACUGUCAUGCCCUUGAAGUAUUUACUCAGUUUAAUAAAAUAGAAAAAUGCUAAUUAAAAGAGGAUUAAGCUUUGAUUUAAAAGAUCCUUUGUUGUAUAGAUCAUGAUGGGGAAUACUUGAAACAUGGAUUGCAGUUGGCAAACGUAAAAUGGCUUGGCUAAAUUAGCUAAUCAGGUUAAUCUUUUCUUCAGAAUUAUAUGAAAGAAAGUAAGCUUGGACCAGGUAACAACCAACAGGGAAUAAUUAUGACUUCAGCAUGCAACCCUGCUCUGUUGCAUCCAAGAGAGGCACGUGCUGAGUUUCGAAAGAAUAAUUUGACCCACAUUUCCUGCAGCCAGUUUUGUGCUGGUUAUCUACAAGCUAACAUUGCAUGCUUGCCAUCCAACAUGGCAGAUGACUUUGAACUGUUAUGUGCUAAGAACAGUUGUGCAUUUCCUCAUCUCUACCGCAGUCAACCUGGAGAGGUGUCGGCCCCGCCUUUGGCCUCUGAUUCAGAUGUAAGGUAAGUGAAACUAUGAAAGACAUAUCGAUGUAGACACCAAGUUUAUUUGCCAGGUGAUAAAUAAAGUGUCAGUGCAACUGUAUGUGGAAGACAUGUUGAUGUAUACCGGUGCCCUCACCAAGGAUAUUAUUUUGCUAGGUACAAGUCAAGUUUCUGAUUUUUUCUCUCUUUUUUGGUUUUAGUACCCAUGCCCCCCCCCCCCCCUGAAAGGGUAACAUUCCCAUAAGGCAACCCUAUAAUGUGAAACUCAUGUAUAGCUCUUUAGUAAAAUCUAACUAGUGGUCUAUUAUCAAUGCUGCAUUCUGAUUGGUUGAGCCACUACUGGGUUAUAUGUUAUAGCCCCCCGGCAGCGCAAUGUGCCGGCUUUUUGGUGGCAAAAAAGGAUAAGUCUACCUUUAACUAGUUAAAGUUAUUUUUCUUGAUAUUUUUUGACCAACUAGUUGGAUUUUACUAAAACAAUAUUAUUAUUCCUCUCGCCCUCAUGGCCUCUGAGUCAAUAGCCCAUUUGGCCUUCAGUCUCAUAGGCUAUCGACUCAGAGCCCAUUUGGGCUCGAGCAAUAACUGUUAAAUAUACCUGACACCCCUGUGAAGCAGAUCAGUAAUGUGACACCCACACUCCUAUAAGGGUGGGUCACUCUUGCAAGGCCAAAAUCUCUGUUUAACUAACACUCCUGUAAGGCAGAUACCCUAAUAGUUUGGAUAUCCCACCCAUAUAAAACAGAUAAUCCUACAAUGAGACAGUGCACGCUGCAAGGCCGGCAAGACUGUUGAACCAACACCCAUACAAGGCAGAUACCCCUACAAAUUUUACAGUUAAACCUGUAUUAAGUGCUGCCUAUAAUUUAAUGGGUUACUUCUGCAAGGUCAGAAACUUUGUUAACCCAACACUCCUCUAAGGCAGAUAUCCUGAUUUGGUGGGCACCCAUGUCCUUCUUGUGACAGGGCAAACGCCUCUACAAUUAGUCAUUCCCACAAAGCCGACGUCUCUGUCAAACCAACACUCUUGGAUGGCAGAUCCCCCUUUACGGUGAUGGAUCUGGGGGAAGGGCCCAAGGGGCCAGGCACCCCCUUAUUUUUAGACCAAACUGAGGCCCAAAUGGUCGAAAAAUAUUUUUUGGAGACUGGGUCCCCCUCCUUAUCUCAGGGUCUGGACGACCAGCCCCCACCCCUAAUCUCAAGGUCUGGAUCUAGCACUGCUUUAUGUGGAGGUGAACGCCUCUUUUAGGUUGAUGCUAUGUUAACUUUAAGGGGGGGACAAUCGCUUAGGUUUCACUUCAUAAAAAAUGAAAUUCCCCCCCCCCCCCAAAAAAGUGUGAAAUGUUUGAACCUAAAUAAAUUGACCUUAUUCGCUGCCCUUUCUCCUUCUAACAAUUUUCAGUCUCUUUCCAAUGCAAAAAUCUAGUGUGAGUUAUGGUUUCCUCUAAUGCCAGCCAUCUCGUCUACACAGGCCAACCAAAAGGUCUCUGUGAUAUGUGUUGAUGACCAGUGGUACAAUGGCUUUAAUACGGAAAGGAGAUGAGUUUUUUCCUUUCUUUUUUAUACACUAUCUGUUUCAUCGCUUCCCUUUAAAUGCAGAAAGCGUUUGUGCCGUUUUUUUCGCUCUGGUAACUAGGCAGUCAGCUGUUUCUAGUAAGAUGGCAUUGAUGAGACCGGUAUUAUUUGGUGCCUGCCUGAUAGAAUCAGACGACUGACGAAUGCAGAGAUUCCAACCCUCCCGAUUUGAUCGGGAGUCUCCCGAUUUGAUCUCUUGCCUCCCGCUCUCCCGAUUUUUACCAAAUUCUCCCGAUUUAUUAUAAAAUUCUGAAAACUAGGAAAAAAUUGCUAAUCUUUAGAAUUUUUGGCGAUCUGUCACUGUGAAACACUCAUAUUAUACUUACUUUCUUCGUGAAAAGCAUUAUGGUAUGUUAUAACUCAGGCCGGAAUGAUGUCAAAAUUCAGGAAAUGGAACUUGAGAGAACCUAAAUUUGCAAAAUUUCCCGGGGGAGCAUGCCCCCAGCCCCCCCUAGAAGCUCGCGCCUUCGGCGCUAAUAAUUACUCCCUAUUUUCCAUCACAUGGGGUUGGAAUCUCUGCGAAUGUGUUCAAAGAAUGACGUGGAUUAAAUCUUAUCCAUUUGAUACAGCUGUCCGUCUUGUAGAGGUGUCUGGUAACUCAUGUUAAGAUAACCUUGACUGUACUCCAUCUAGCAAAUAACUGGCAAGAGUCGUUCUUUUUUCUUUCCUUUUCUAGAACUGACCUUCCACUGUACGCAAUCAGUGAAGAUGGAGUCCUAAUAAAGCACGCUACUGACCUGCUAGACAUUUUUUGGGAAGACAUUGUCACAUUCUACUUAACCUGAGAUCAGGCGUCUUUUUUUUUUUUUUUUGCUUUUUUGGCUCGAGAGGGAAAAAAAAUAACAGGCGUCUUUUUUUUUUUUUUUUUUUGCUUCUUUGGCUCGAGAGGGGAAAAAAAUAACGCCUGAUACAUUUAUUUAACAAGCAGUCAACCGCCCCCUAAUUUACAUGAUCUACCGUUUGCUUGACCUGUCAUGUUUUUAGCCAAUAAGCGUUUACCAAACGGGAAUCAAAUUUUGGCGCGAAUAAUGUCUCUUUUGAAAUCAUGAUCAGUUUUAGGGGAAAAAAAUUUUUUAAGUACGUCCGUGUUCAGAUGGCGCUUCGCAAAAAAUAAUAAAAAAAAAUUAAUGUGUUGUUUUUGUGAUGAAAUACUCUGGAGCUGUCGUACCUUUGUGAAUAGCUACAAAUAAUAAAGAAUUUACUGGUUAAAGCUCGUUGACUUCGUUCUGUACUACGAAAGCAGUGGAAAAAAAAUUAGGCUGAAGCACCAUAUUUCACGAACUGAAAGGUGUUGUGAAAGCGAAGAUCGCUCAGAAUAAUUCGCAGCAUGAUUUCUGAAGGAGGAAAUACAGUCAAACCAGGUCAAGAUUCCAUUCAUGAAUUGAUUAUUUGAAAAGUGAACCCGUUUGUCGCUUCUGUAACUUGUUGCCGGUAUCAAAUUGCAUUCAAAUGAUCGGUGAAGUUUUAACUGCAACUGUUUUGGUAUACGAUGAGCUGGUCAAUAUUUCAAUGGAUGAAACUUCUAUUUAGGCAUUCUUCAAAUUCAAGAAAACUGAGCGGGCAGAAAUUUCAUUUAUAACGAACUCGCGUGUGUAUUCACUGCUUAUUACGCAAGCAAAAAUGCAGACUGAAAUCAACAACAACUAACGGAUGGCGUCAUUUUGGCCAAUCGGAACAGCGCAAAUCAUCCGCAUUGUUUCCUAUCCAAUCAGAAAAAAGUCCAGAUUCUGGCAUUUUUACAUGUGAUCCGACAAAGAAAUGUAUCAUGCCCUCUUCCCGUGAGAGACAUAAAGGGAUAAUAGGGAGAGGUCAUGAUCUCAGGCUACAUUCUACUUUGGCUGCAAUUUUUCAUUUGACCACUUGCUUUGGGCCUCAAACGUACCAGUUCGACAUAUGAUGGAGAAAAGAGACCCUCCAACAUACACCUCAGAUAUCCCCUUCUUACCGCAAGGACCUUUCGCAGGGAACAUGGUGGUGUCGUUACGAACAAUACAACGGGAAUUCGUACAGAAAGUAGCGGAGGUCUGUACUCCCUUGGAUUUUGCUCAUGGCGCCCCUAUUCAUAUCGGGGAUCCUAAAAUUAUCGGGAUAGAGGACUUUUUACAUCCGCCUUUCGGUGACGGGCCAGUAGUUCGCGAAGAUGAUGUUUUUAUUUUCUGGGGCUGUGGAAUAUCAGCGACUGAAGUUGUCACGUCUGCAAGUAUGUUUUUGUCUUACUUUUUAAACCUUUUUUCGACAACUCAUGAAUAGUCAAUGGCGUGCAUAGUCUUUGAUUUAAAUCGGUUUUACAAUUGGUUUUUUAAACCCUGUCAAAAUUUUCGUCCUAGAGCCUCGCAUAGCUGUCACUUUAUCUCCCAGGUGCGUUGGUUCCUUAUUUAUUACAGAUCUACGAGUAAUGGAGUGUUACGAGGAACGCAAGAAGGAAUCUCAACAAAAUCAUCUAUCUCCCAAAGUGGUUUUUCUCUCCGAGUCACCGCAGUUCGCUUCGCUAGUCUCUCAACAAGCCAUCGAUCAAAUAACAGCGAAACGAAACGAGCUGAUAUCGCAAAUGCAAGAAUCGACAGAUGGUGUCAUGCAACCGACUGAUUCUCUUCUAAAAUCUGCGAUGUUCCUUUCCCAUGCGUCAUCAGUUGCUAUAGUUACGGAAGGAGUUAAAAUGAGGCAGCUUGAAGCAAUGGUUUGUCUUGCAAAAGCGCUUCUUGCUCAAGAAAAGGAAAUUACCAUCCUUACUUCGGAGAGCAUCGUUUCGGAGUGGAGGGCCUUUCUAAACAAAUGCGAAGCUAAAGGGAUUUUGCAAAAAUGCAUAUCAGUGACUUCACUAAAAGCACAUGCGGUUGUCCAGAGUUUAGGUCCCUGGUUCUUCUCCUCCAGCCUCAACUCGGUGGUUACAGUGAACGAAGAAGGUAUGUCAGAAACACUGUCAAUACCAGUACCUUUCUUUUUUUCUUCUUAAAUUAAAGCUAGUGUGUGUUACAUCAAACAAAUUCAGUCAAACCUGUAUUAAGUGGAGCCUAUAGUUGACUGAGCUCUUUAUACCCCGGUUCACCGUGUGAUAGAGUGGUAAAGACAAUAUUAAGUUAGGCCGCGAACUCAAUGAGACUUCAAGGAUCGGUUCAUGGAGGGUAGAGGCGUUAGAGAAAUCUAUACAGCCGGAAAAAAUGGCUGUUUUUUAUACUAAAGGAUGUCUAAGUUGCCUGGACGAGUUAAACGUCUGUCAAAAGCGACAUUAAGUUCGUCUUGAGUGAAAGACGUCUGUUCGUAUCAAUCAGACGCUUCCAGUCGUGAAACUUAGAAAAAUUAUCAUUUGUCGUGUUUGUUCGAAAAAUAGUGUUACAUACCGUAUGCAUGAUGACUUCACAAAACGUGUUUCUUCAAAUGGGGUGCAUUUGCACACUACUAAUGUGAAACCUUUUCGAUGUUAACAUGUUCUUAAUAUUAAUUUCUACGUAAUUCUUCCUUUUAAGGAUGUCUUCCUUCUAUAACUCCUCAGUAAGUGCUUUACUCAAUUUACGACUUCCAAUAACGCAUGAACAUGAUUUAAAAAGGGUUCUCGUAUACUUGAAAUCAAAAUCCACAUCAUCCUCUUCAUUUAAGCCUUAAUAGAAAUGAGUUAACUUGUGAAGAUUUCGACAUGAAUUUCAAAGCAUAGCACCCUUUAGCUGAUUUCUUCAGCCGUGGCAUUUUCAUUUUUCAGGGACGUUAGCUGUUCAAAACAUGUUGUCGAUGGGAGAGGAUAUCAGAGACGUUAACCAGAUCAACAUUGCUACACCAAAUGAAAACGCCUGCUGGCUCGACCCUAGCGUGGUUGCCAUGGCAACCUACAUUCUCCACACAUGUCCUAUUCACGGUCGGUAUGUGAGACGUGGUCGAGGAGAGCACAUCGUAAGACCUAAAGAAGAGUUUCUCCUUUCCCCAAAACAGGUACUGGAAAUUGCUCUUGGUAAAUAA